CGCGCCGCCCCGCGCCGCCCCGCGCCGGCUCCGGCUCCGGCUCCGCGGAUCGCGUCCUCCCGCCCGCCGGCCCGCCGGCGCCGGGCCAUGGCGCUGCUGCGGGACGUGUCGCUGCAGGACCCGCGGGACCGCUUCGAGCUGCUGCAGCGCGUGGGGUCCGGGACCUACGGCGACGUCUACAAGGCCCGCGACACCGUCACGUCCGAACUGGCCGCGGUCAAGAUCGUCAAGCUGGACCCAGGGGACGACAUCAGCUCCCUCCAGCAGGAGAUCACUAUCCUGCGUGAGUGCCACCACCCCAACGUGGUGGCCUACAUUGGCAGCUAUCUCAGGAAUGACCGCCUGUGGAUCUGCAUGGAGUUCUGCGGAGGGGGCUCCCUGCAGGAGAUUUACCAUGCCACUGGGCCCCUGGAGGAACGGCAGAUUGCCUACGUCUGCCGAGAGGCACUGAAGGGGCUGCACCACUUGCAUUCUCAGGGGAAGAUCCACAGAGAUAUCAAGGGCGCCAACCUUCUCCUCACCCUCCAGGGAGAUGUCAAGCUGGCUGACUUUGGGGUGUCGGGCGAGCUGACGGCAUCUGUGGCUAAGAGGAGGUCUUUCAUUGGGACUCCAUACUGGAUGGCCCCCGAGGUGGCCGCUGUGGAGCGCAAAGGUGGCUACAACGAGCUGUGUGACGUCUGGGCCCUGGGCAUUACAGCCAUUGAGCUGGGCGAGCUGCAGCCCCCUCUGUUCCACCUGCACCCCAUGAGGGCCUUGAUGCUCAUGUCCAAGAGCAGCUUCCAGCCGCCCAAGCUGAGGGACAAGACUCGCUGGACCCAGAAUUUCCACCACUUCCUCAAGCUGGCCUUGACCAAGAACCCCAAGAAGAGGCCAACAGCAGAGAAGCUUCUACAGCACCCAUUCACAACGCAGCAGCUCCCUCGGGCUCUCCUCACACAGCUGCUGGACAAGGCCAGCGACCCCCACCUGGGCGCCCUCUCCCCGGAGGACUGUGACCUGGAGACUUACGACAUGUUUCCAGACACCAUUCACUCCCGGGGUCAGCACGGCCAGGCUGAGAGGACCCCCUCAGAGAUCCAGUUUCACCAGGUGAAGUUUGGCGCCCCACGCAGGAAGGAAACGGACCCACUACCUGAGCCGCCUCUCGAUCACCCUCUCACACUGCCUUUCUGUUCUCUCUCCCAUCUUCCUGCCUCGGUUUCCCCACAGUGGGAAGAGGAGUGGACGCUGCUGGGCAAGGAGGAGCUGAGCGGGAGCCUGCUGCAGUCAGUCCAGGAGGCCCUGGAGGAAAGGAGCCUGACCAUCCGGCCAGCCUUGGAACUCCAGGAGCUGGACUCUCCAGACGAUGCCGUAGGAACCAUCAAGCGGGCCCCCUUGGGGCCGGCCCCACAUGAGCCUCCAGCUGAGGACUCUCUGUCCAGCCCCCCAGGAACCCCACCCCGACCUCUCUCAGGCUCGGACAGCCCCCCGCCUCUCCCCACCGCCUGGGCCACCAUGAAGCACCAGGAGGAUCCUGAGAGAUCGUCUUGCCAUGGGCUGCCCCCGACCCCCAAGGUGCACAUGGGUGCCUGCUUCUCCAAGGUCUUCAAUGGCUGCCCCCUGCGGAUCCAUGCUGCUGUCACCUGGAUUCACCCUGGCACCCGGGAUCAGUUCCUGGUGGUGGGGGCCGAGGAAGGCAUCUACACCCUCAACCUGCAUGAACUGCACGAGGACACACUGGAGAAGUUGAUCUCACACCGCUGCGCCUGGCUCUACUGUGUGAAUAAUGUGCUGCUGUCACUCUCAGGGAAAUCCGCGCACAUCUGGUCCCACGACCUCCCGGGCCUGUUUGAGCAGCGGCGACUGCAGCAGCAGGUUCCCCUCUCCAUCCCCACCAACCGCCUCACCCAGCGCAUCAUCCCCAGGCGCUUUGCCCUGUCCACCAAGAUUCCUGACACCAAAGGCUGCCUGCAGUGUCGUGUGGUGCGGAACCCCUACACGAGCAGCACCUUCCUGCUGGCCGCCCUGCCCGCCAGCCUGCUCCUGCUGCAGUGGUACGAGCCGCUACAGAAGUUCCUGCUGCUGAAGAACUUCUCCAGCCCCUUGCCCAGCCCAGCAGGGAUGCUGGAGCCGCUGGUGCUGGAUGGGAAGGAGCUACCGCAGGUGUGUGUGGGGGCCGAGGGCCCUGAGGGGCCUGGCUGCCGUGUCCUGUUCCAUGUGCUGCCCCUGGAGGCCGGCCUGACACCUGAUGUGCUCAUACCACCUGAGGGGCUCCCAGGCUCGGCCCAGCAGGUGGUCCAGGUGGACAGGGACACAGUUCUGGUCUGCUUUGACCGCUGCGUGAGGAUUGUCAACCUGCUGGGUGAGCCUACGGCCACACUGGCUCCUGUGCUGACCUUUGACUUCCCCAUUGAGACUGUGGUGUGUCUGCAGGACAGCGUGCUGGCUUUCUGGAGCCACGGAAUGCAAGGCCGCAGCCUGGACACCAACGAGGUGACCCAGGAGAUCACAGAUGAGACGAGGGUCUUCCGAGUGCUUGGGGCCCACAGGGACAUCAUCCUGGAGAGCAUUCCCACCGACAACCCGGGGGCUCACAGCAACCUCUACAUCCUCACUGGCCAUCAGAGCAGCUACUGAGCAGCGCAGGCCUAGCCAGCGGCACCCACCCCCCCGUGCCUUAGCUGCAGUUCAUUAGACAGAGGGCCCCUCCGAGGUCAGCGGAGCCCAGGCCCCCAGCUCUGCUGGGCUGAAGGGCAGAAGUAAUCCUGAGAAGUUUGGGGGCUGUGGAGGGGAGGAGCACCCCUCCCUCACCCCUGCAAUAACUGGACCAGAGGAAGCUGCUGUCACCUCCCCGCCCCUCCACCCCCCCAGCAGCCCAGGUCCUAGUGCCCGUGGCAGAGGCCCUGGGUCGGGUGGGGGCAGGCCCUGGACGAUCCAUUCCAUGUUGUUCCACAUUUCCUUUCCAUUCUUCCCGCCAAGAGCCUGCCCCUGCCCCCUGUCCUGGGAACAUAAUAUUUAAAAGAGAGAACUAUAUUGGUAUUAAAGCUGGUUUGACUUUA
This is a messenger RNA of Myotis myotis, 3038 nucleotides long. RefSeq names its product mitogen-activated protein kinase kinase kinase kinase 2 (gene MAP4K2). Lineage: Eukaryota; Metazoa; Chordata; Mammalia; Chiroptera; Vespertilionidae. The record is from RefSeq and is a predicted model, not a curated record. The transcript is spliced from 32 exons. The coding region runs from base 88 to 2616 and encodes 842 amino acids. Gene Ontology annotation, biological process: protein phosphorylation. Gene Ontology annotation, molecular function: ATP binding; MAP kinase kinase kinase kinase activity.